AUGAGAUUAGUCAAUUCACUCAGAACAAUUAAACAAAGGUUUACUCGUUAAAAUCCAGACAGCUGUGACCGUGUGAGUCUGUAGCUAGACGCUUGUAUAAAUUCCUAGAUCACGUAAGCAUUGUGUUAGUUCAGCGACAGAACCCUCAAACGUUGCAACCUCGAGAUAGCUGUGCAAACAUGAGCAGAUUCAAGGCUAUAACCCCGCAGGACCGCCCCACCUUUAAGGUGGCAUUUUUGUAUCGUUCUCACGCGCUAAUCUCUCGGGAGACCUUUAUUACCUUCCAGAAAACCUACGAUGAAAUUGUCAACACUCUCGUUACUUGCCAAGAUGAAGACGAGCUUUGGAGGUUUGUGCGGAGCAUGUUCGAUUUCGACGACUACGCCGACACAGUCCCUAUUAACGCAGCCAACCUUUCCAUUACCUUCGAUGCAGUUCAACGUCUCAUGAACGCCAUGGCGUUGGAUUGGAACCGAGAUAUUUCCAUCCAGAAGCGGAUCCAGCCUUAUGUGUACACCAUCCAAGCAGCGAGAGCCCUCAUAGCUAAGCAGCUGAAUGUCGACCCAAAACUUAUCGCAUUCAUGAGGAAUGGCUCCGACCCUAAUGCAGUCAUCAAUAACGGUAUGGAUUUCGAACCCGGAGAUGAAGUCGUGGUAUGGAACGAGAAUCAUCCCACAAAUGGUGACGUAGCUUGGAAGAUUCGAAAGGCACGCUUCCCUAACAUCAACAUUGUCGUGCUCGACUUAGAAGGGGAAACAAAUGAGGAAAAAAUCAUUCAGAGGUUCCUUUCCAAAGUGAACAAGAGCACUCGUAUUGUGGCGUUCAGUGAGGUCUCUCACUUAAGCGGUAUGCGCCUGCCAGCCAAAUCCCUGAUCGAAAGGAUCCACGCGAAGAACAAGCAUGUUCAUGUCCAUUUGGAUGGGGCACAAAGCUGGGGUGCAUUCAAGCACGACCUCAAAGACAUCAACUGUGACAGCUACAGCGGAGGGAGUCACAAGUGGUUCCUAGGUCCCAAAGAGACAGGUAUCUUGUACAUGAAGAAAAAAAGUGUACCCAAGUUCUGGCCCAAAGAUAUUGGGUACAAUGGCGAGAUGCAACCUCCGCCUACCCUCCCAGGUGACCCACUGCCAGAUGAUGCGUCCAGGUUUGAAAUGGUCGGCCAACGAAACGAUACCAACCUUAUCGGGCUGCUGUAUACCGCAGAUCUGAUGGAUCUGAUUGGCUUCGACCGAAUCGAGGAAAGAAUCAAGGCGUUGACCAUGCGACUGAGGGACGGCUUGGACAAAGUGGCACGCCAACUCGGCAAUGUGUUUGUGAUAGAAACGCCGCCGGAACUGAGCCAGUACCAUGGUAUCCUGACCAUCAAGUUUCGAGACGAUGUCGGAACUGGGCGAGCAGGCAGGCGCAAACAUAAAGGAAAGAAUCAAGAAGAGGCAGAGCCAGAAUUGAACGCCGUGUUGUAUGACGCGUUGUAUGAAGAUCACAACAUCGGGGUGUCGACUAAGAAAGGAAAUCGAAUGCGAUUCUCCCCUCAUAUCUACAACAUGGAGGAACAUAUCGACAGGGCAGUUGAAGCUGUUAGCUAUGAGCUGACUAAAAUCCUAAAGAAGUAAGACUUUUGUAAAAUUAAGACUUGACUUGUACUGCCAAAACUGAAAAUCAAUAAACUCAGUAGCAAUG
Stylophora pistillata is the source of this 1680-nucleotide messenger RNA. RefSeq lists its product as uncharacterized. The record is from RefSeq and is a predicted model, not a curated record. NCBI's taxonomy places the organism in Eukaryota, Metazoa, Cnidaria, Anthozoa, Scleractinia, Pocilloporidae.